This is a messenger RNA of Megachile rotundata (alfalfa leafcutting bee), 3329 nucleotides long. RefSeq lists its product as uncharacterized. The record is from RefSeq and is a predicted model, not a curated record. NCBI's taxonomy places the organism in Eukaryota, Metazoa, Arthropoda, Insecta, Hymenoptera, Megachilidae. Gene Ontology annotation, molecular function: serine-type endopeptidase inhibitor activity.
AAACUCCCCACUUUCUAAUUUCUCCAAUUCCUCAAUUCCCAAUUCCUCAACUCCCAAUUCCCCAAUUUCCAAUCUUAACCUCAAAAAUCCCACAAUUCCUCAACUAAAGAACGAACGAAAUAAAUAUAAAUAUAAAUAAAUAUAAACUAUCCAAAUAAUUAACAAUAUAGCAACGUGACAGUGUACAAUGAAGCUGAACAUCAAUGUAACAGCAUACAAUGAACUAGAAAGACAUACUAAAAAUAUUAAAAAUUACAUUAAACAUCCAUAAGUCCGGUACCAGAUCUGAAUACCAGUUAGCAAACUCCCCCUAUGAAAGAAAUAUAAACUACCCGAAUAAUUAUCAAUCUAGCAACGUGUCAAUAUACAAUAAAGUAAAAAGAAUACACACCAAAAAUAUUAAAAAUGUCAUCAAUGAUAAACUAAUCCGAGAUCUCGAGGACCAGAGCUUCCGUAGUCAGAGCCAUCUCCCAUGGUAGGAAGCUAUAUCCCUAGGAGGGAAUCCGAGGAAAGAGAAGGGCGGAGGCGCGAUAUGACGGCGUACAUAGACACGGGUUUAUCUACCUGACGACCUUGCCGUUCAAAAAAUCCUGGAGUGGCCGGCAGGGCCUGGAGCGGGCGGCAUGCACCAUCCGCGAGCGAGCCAGUUCCGACGUAGAGCGCAGACGACUAACACUAAUCCUAAUAGAGCUGUCGGUUCGUUUCCGCAGCGACGUGUGUCAUCCGAACAAUCGUUUUCCAUGCUCCUCGUUUCUUCACCGGUUUCGUUCGCCAGUGAUCCUACCAGUCGCGGUUAACAUGGAAGCGCGGAUGUCCUGCCUCAUCUUGAUGCAGUUGUGGUCGGUGGUCGUCCACGGCUACGACAACGUGGGGUUCGACGGCUGGUAUCAACCGGUUCCGCAUCGGCCGGUCGACAUCAUCACGGACGUUAUUAACGACCUAGGCGUGAGGAUUCUGCAGCAGUACACGUCCCACGGGAACGUCGCAUUCUCUCCGACAGGGGUUGCCUUCGUCCUGGCGGCGCUCUACGAGGGCUCGGCUGGCAGAGGAAGGCAACAGAUCGCGGAUGCCUUGGGUCUGCCACGCGAUCGCGAUAUCACCAGAAUCGGCUUUCGGGACAUUCAUCGCAGACUUAGGACGUAUCUGAACGCCAAUGGAUUCCUCGGGGGUCUCACGCUGAAUCAGGAGAAUACUAAUCUGAGACCGGAGUAUGAGGACAUAUUGAGGUUCUAUGGGUUCGAUUUGUCCAUACCGGAGGAUAUGAAUGAUACUACCAUUGUACCGGAAACUGAACCCACGGAGAAAAAUAUUGAAACCGAAACUGUGACGGGUACUGUGCCGAGUACAUCGACCACCCCUGUGGAGACCUUGGGGACCAUGACUGCUGAUGUUCAGAACAGAUUUACGCAGACCACUUUGCCUAGUGCCAUGGAGAGUACUGUUACUGUGGAAUCGACUGGAGCUGGGGAGACUGAUGUACCUGAAGUCUCUACGAUGUCAUCUACAACCAUGGCAUCUGUGACGUCACCUACAACUGUGCCACCUGUGACGUUAUCUACAACCAUUGCACCUGCGACGUCACCUACAACUAUUACACCUGUGACGCCAAUUACAACCAUUUCACCUGUGACGUCACCUACAACCAUUUCACCUGUGACGUCACCUACAACCAUUUCACCUAUGACGUCGCCUACGACAAUGUCAGCUAGUACAGAGCCUUUCAUGACUACUGAGGAUGUUCUGUCUACGUUGACUGCAGAUGAUCAACCUGUUACAACUCAGUCUUCAAGUAUGAAUACAUAUUUUGAUGAGUUUAGAGCAUCAACCAGUGCAUCAACCAGUGCAACAACCAGUGCAUUACCUAUGGAAUCAACCAUUCCAACCGAUUCUACGAUCACUACGGAAUCAGGUGUUACUGAACUCCCAGAGUCAACGACCACGUCAACUAUCACAGUGCCUACCACAGUUAACGUUAUGGAAACCUCGACAAGUUCGACGAUCCCAACGCAGACGGGAUUACCAGAUGUGGAUGCAAAUACCGUUUCAACGGGCUCCUCGAACAAUCAGUCUGUCUCAGACGAGAUUGGAUCUACCGACUCGCCAAUCACGACGAUUAUCGAUACAGGUGAAACCGGGUCGAAUGAACAGACCACUGUAGAGUCGACUACGAGCGGCACGAUCAAUCGAAGGAAACGUAACAUCAGAGCCCCCAGGGGAUUCUUCUCUAGCUAUCCAGACGAAGGAAUCUGGAUGCAGGACCUAGGAAUCUGGAAGCCCUACUCUUCAAGUCUAAACGAGGCCUCCGUCCGCGACUCAACGGAGAUCUCAUUUCUGGUGAACGGAUGUGACGUCUCCUCGGUCACAGCCAGCAGAUACAUCGCCGUGUUACCGUUCGCGUAUUUCCCAUCGCUGCACGCGGUCGCCCUUGAAUUUCCCCUGGACGAUCCCAGGUACAAUAUCCUGCUAAUGAUGUCCACGGACAGGAGAGACACGUAUCGGUUGGCCAGAGAUCUCGGUGGGAAGUCAUUAAGGUUGUUGAGGAAACAAUUACAAGCUACUUGGGUCAGGGCCACCAUUCCGUCCUUCAUGUUACGCGGUUUUGUCACCUUGACGUCCUUCCUGCAGAGGCUGGGUAUCUUGGACGUCUUCGAGCCCCGAGCCGCCGACCUGUCACCAAUGACCCCAGAUCUCGGCGUCUACGCAAGAGACGUCCAGCAAAGCAUCGGCGUCAACAUCAGAAAUUAUAUGAAACCCGAUAGGACCCACUCUCGUAAUGGAUUAUUCGAAAGAGCCGGGCCAGUGCCAUUCACGGUCGUCCAACCGUACCUUUACUUCAUCAUCGAUGCUGAAACAUCAGUGACUUUGAUCGCUGGCCGAGUUAACGAUCCGCUCAAUUCACGGAUACUUUAGAAAACGUUGCGCUGUUUAAAGGAGGACGGAAUUUCAUAGUAGUAAUAAUAAACAUAUGUUUAUUUGACAUACUUAUAAAUAUCGUUAUAAUCUAUAAACAAUUAUAUAUAUAAUAUUUAGACGAGUUUUUCUAAUUCGCACACACCUACCUUUAAGUAUUACGAUGUAUAUCUGUACAAGGAUUCGCAAGUUGUAAAUAAAAGAAAGACGGACAGACAGACAGAGACGAAGGUAAAGGGAUUUUAAUUUAAUUGAUACUAGAUGGGCAAGAAUUUAGCAUUUACAGGCUUCGCUAUACACAAGGGGAGCUUGCUGCUGAAAAUGUCUGCUCUUUUUGUACAGUAGACUUUUGUUAUAUUGCAUCGCGUUGUAUGGUCAUUUUUACGAUUUAUAUUUUUUGUAUGUUAAAUUUUUCACGC